AUGAUGCGCCCACGUCGUGAGAGCAGGCUAGCUCAAAGCUUUCGUCCAGACCAGCCUCUGACGGAGUCGCCAUCCAACUCACGCAGCAGAGGCCGCAGGCCUGAGGCGGUACAAGAGGACGAAUUUGCCAUAACAGAUGACCGUUCGCCAUUGCUAAUCAACCCAAUACACAAUGGUAGUAUUGGGGGGUAUGGGGCCGGUGAAAUAAGGUCGCCUUACUCUAUGCAUCAGAAUAUGGAUAACAUGGAUACCACAUCGUCACGGCGAUCACCGCAGAACAGUUACAUGCCUGAUGGCCUUUUGGCUCCUAGGCAGGAAUACGAUGUCAACAACCCGCCUUCGAUGCCUGGGAGCCCGAAAAUGGGGCCUGAUCUGGGUUACGAUAGUACAAUGAUCACAGGCCCAGGAUUUAUUCGAUCACAAUCGCCAGAGGCGAUGAGUGCCUCUAGCCUACCCAUGGACGCUGUCAUCAAUAUAGAUACAGAUACCAGAAGACCAGGAGGGCCGUCUCGUCGUACAUCAACGUGCCACACCCCUCCAGAGCUCGUUCGCCGGCGAACAGUCGCACUCCCUGUAGAAGAGGACGUAUGUUUCCCAACCGGUGGUCUCUCAGAUCUCGGCGAGGAAGAUCUUCAGUCACGCGCGCAAGCUGAAGGAGACACACGAGGACGUCGACGCCGUGCACGAAGGGUAUGGCCAGACCUUUCGGCAUUAGACGAAUGGAGCCAACAGGAGAAAGAAGCCCGCAGCGGCGCCAUCCGCUCAAAGAGAAUUAGUGAACCAGUGCUCAUUGGCGGGAGGUUAAGAACGCGGAAUUUAGUAUGGAAGCACGACGAAGAAGAGGAGGCACCUUACCGAUUUACCUACUUCAACGAAGACUUUCAGAGUACUCUGCAUAGCCAGACUCUGUCGGAGCUUGAACAGCCCGGCCAAACAUUCCGGGAUCUUUUUAUUCCCGAGCCCCCGAUACUGGAGGAUGAGUCUUCGGAAGACGAAGAUGAUUUCCGCCCUUACAACGGUGCCAUGAACCGUGAUAGAACACAAUCAACAUCCACAUACCUGAAUCACAAUACAAACAACAUACCAGAUCUCCUAUCAGACAAUGCAGACGGCGCUUCAUCCAAGACCGCCAACGAUCACAGCCGGAAAGAUAGCCAGCCGAAAGAAACACGAUAUGGACCCAGGCCCACAUUCUGGCUUGACGUUCUCAGCCCUACCGACAGCGAAAUGAGAGUAAUUUCUAAAGCGUUUGGCAUCCAUGCCUUGACGGCUGAGGAUAUCAUGAUGCAGGAGGCUCGCGAAAAGGUUGAAUUGUUCCGAAACUACUAUUUCAUCAACUAUCGUACAUUCGAACAGGAUGUGAAUAGCCCUGAUUUCCUUGAGCCAGUGAAUAUGUACGUGGUAGUAUUCCGUGAAGGUCUGCUCAGUUUCCACUUCUCUCGAACCCCCCAUCCAGCCAACGUGCGUCGAAGAAUUCGCCAACUUAAGGACUACCUGAUCCUUAGCGCAGACUGGAUAUCUUAUGCUAUCAUUGACGACAUCACGGAUGUUUUUGGUCCUCUUAUCCAUGCUAUUGAAGAGGAGGUUGAUGAGAUUGACGAUAUAAUUUUACGUCUCCAUUCCGACAGCAAAGAUAUGCGGCCUGACCGCAAUGAAAACAACGAAAAGACAGCUGCUCUAGAAGCGAGCCAUUCUGGGUCUAAUAUGCUUCGACAGGUUGGCUCCUGCCGAAAGAAGGUGAUGGGCCUUUAUAGGUUACUAGGCAAUAAGGCAGAUGUUAUUAAGGGGUUCGCUAAGCGCUGCAACGAGUAUUGGGAGGUUGCCCCAAAGUCAGAAAUCGGGCUCUACCUCGGUGAUAUACAAGAUCAUAUUCUGACUAUGACGAGCAAUCUGACUCACUACGAAACCCUCCUCUCCCGCGCCCACUCCAACUAUCUUGCCCAGAUAAAUAUCCGCAUGAACGAACGACAAGAGCAGACGGCCGAUGUCCUGGGAAAACUUACAGUUCUUGGCACCAUCGUGCUUCCAAUGAACAUCAUCUGUGGAAUGUGGGGGAUGAACGUAAAAGUUCCUGGACAGGAUAUCGAGAACCUCAACUGGUUCUGGUCAAUUACCGCAGGGCUAGUGGUUUUUGCUGUUGUCUGCUUCUAUGUUGCGAAACGCGUUUAUCGCAUCGUGUAA
Messenger RNA from Arthroderma uncinatum, 2181 nucleotides. RefSeq names its product manganese resistance protein MNR2. The record is from RefSeq and is a predicted model, not a curated record. Gene Ontology annotation, molecular function: magnesium ion transmembrane transporter activity. NCBI's taxonomy places the organism in Eukaryota, Fungi, Ascomycota, Eurotiomycetes, Onygenales, Arthrodermataceae. Gene Ontology annotation, biological process: magnesium ion transmembrane transport; intracellular magnesium ion homeostasis. The coding region runs from base 1 to 2181 and encodes 726 amino acids. Gene Ontology annotation, cellular component: plasma membrane. The transcript is spliced from 3 exons.